Molecule: messenger RNA, 1753 nt
Organism: Xiphophorus couchianus (Monterrey platyfish)
Lineage: Eukaryota; Metazoa; Chordata; Actinopteri; Cyprinodontiformes; Poeciliidae
Gene: cfap45
Product: cilia and flagella associated protein 45
Exons: 12
Coding region: 138-1712 (524 amino acids)
Source: RefSeq, a predicted model, not a curated record
CUAACUGCGUUUUAUUUCCAUAGCAACCGACAACAAACCUGUCGAAACUUAUCUCGACCAAGUAUCUUGGUAUCUAAAAGGUUGUUUAUUAGAUGUGGAGGCUGCUUAGAAAACAUAGAAGAUAAGCUCUCGACACCAUGAAACCCGCGUCCACCUCCAGAACUUCUGGCAGGUACCGCAAGUUGGCCGACACAUCCAGUGCGGACGAUGACCUGUUUGACAAACCGAACAACAGCGAAUCAAUGGGAGAACCAACCAAGACCAAGAAAGAGCAAAGGAUCCUUCAGAUCAUCUCCAAAGACUUAAUCCGGACUCUCAGAGUCCCACGGAUAGAACGUAUAGAAGAUACUAUUGCCCUUCCGUCAUCUGGGAUUAGAGGGAUCAUCUCAAAAUCCCGUAUUGGUAUCAGUGAAGAGAGAGAAGCUUUAAAAGAAGCUUAUAAUAAAGAAAAGGAGGCAAAAAUGAAAGCUGCUGAAGAGAGAAAGAAUCAAAUCUUGGAGAUAGACCAAUCUCAAAAAGAAAACCCAGAAUUAACAGAAAUGCAGCAAGAUGCCCAGAAGCGUUCGAAGCGGAUAGUCAGCCGGGCCUACGACCUACAGAUGGAGGAAGAGCAGGAGAUUAAAUCACUCAAUAAAUUGAUCCUGUGUGCCAAGGCUCAAGCCACAUGGGACGAGCAGCUUGUGGAAAAGAAAGAGAUCAAGGACCUGAUGGACGAAGAGGAGAGGCGUCUGGACAUUAUGAUGGAGGUGGAGCGACGCAGAGGUUUAGCGGAUAUGAAGAUGAUAGAGGACCUUCACAAAAAGCAGAGAAUGGAAGGGAAGGACCAGAUUUACGGCCAGAUUAAAGAGCGAAUGGAGGAAAAACUAAAUGAUAACAUGCUGAAAGAGCUCGAGAAAGAACAGGUCCAUAGGGACCAGGAGAGAAUGAACCGGGAAUAUCUCGAGGCCAUGGAGAACAAGAGGAAGGAGCAGCAGCUUCUUCAGGAAGAGAUCAUGCGCAUCAAUGCGGACGUUACGCGGGCCAAGGAGAAGAGGCUGGAAGAGGAGAAGCUGGCCACCACCAGAGCUAUGGAUUACCUGAAACAGAAAAUGGAGAGGGAGGAAGAAUUUGAAGCAGAGCAAGAACGAAUCAAGAGGGAGAAAGAGAAGGAGAUAACUCGGCUGAGGGCCCUGCAGCAACGGGCAAAAGAUUACAAGGCCGAGCAAGACGCGAUCCGUGCUAAGAGGAGCCAGGACAUCAGUGACAGAAAAUGGAGGAUGCAGCAGAAACAGCUGGCUGAAAAGAAAGCCAGAGACGAAGCCAAUCUGAAGGCGUCUCGCCUGGCUCAGGUUAAAAACAAGGAGUACUGCAUGAUGUUGGAGGCCAACCGGGAGAAGGCUGAUAUGGAGAGGGUGCUGAAGGAUCAAUUGGCACAAAUAGCCAAGGAGAAGGAGGUGGAGCAGAAAUAUAACGAGGAAGCGCAGCGUCACGCAGCGAGCCUUCGCCAGCAGGUGAAGGAACAGGAGCUCCUUGCUGCUGAAAAGCGCAGAGAAAAGUUCAAGGAGGCCGAACGGAUGUUUGAAGAAGACCGGCAGAGAAAUAUGCGCCUCCUUGAAGUCAAACAACGAAAACUCCAGGAGCUCAAGGCUACAGGGAUCCCUGAAAAGUAUUGCAUACAGGUGGAACGAAAGUCCCGGAAAAUAAUAACGGAUCCAAGGACUGUGAAGGCCUGAGGCUCAUCCAGUCAUUUCGGAAUAAAUAAUUUUAAUUAUUA